GGCUCUCCUUUCCCUGCUUCCCACUGGCUGGGCCCCUGUUGUAAAAAGGGGAGGCGAGGAGGGGCAGAUUAAGUCAUCGGAUGAGUAAGAUAUAAAGUUUUCUUCGGGAAACGAGUCCCAGCAGAGAACCCCGCCGUGCUUCACCGAGCGAGGAGAGGAAAAUCUUGAUUUUGGCUCCCGGUGUCCAAGCCAGAGAGGGGAUGCUGAACGCAGCUUAAGAGAAACACUGAAUUUUUUUCCCCUCUCUGUUUUUAACAGUGGGGUUAAAAGUGGGGAGACCCUUAAUGCUGGAGAGCUUCUUCCGGGAUUCCUGAAUAUUGGAUGCCUUCAAUCGUGCUUGGAUCUUGAAUUAUCCUUUGCGGAGAUUUGAGCCGGAUGGUGCUGGGCACGCCAGGAAUCAUGCCAGCUUGGACGCUCGUAUCCAUCAUGGCUUGUGGCCUCCUGAUGCUGUGCCCCCGGGGGUCCCCCACCAGCAUGGGCCACCCACUGCCCAAACCCCUCCAAGGCCCAUACACCCCUCACCCGUCGUUCAGCCACCCCCCGCUAUUCGGACCGGAUAAAGCUUCUCCCGCGGCGUCCGACGACUACGACUAUGACGAAGAUUAUUACGACAACUUUCAGUCCACCGAGUCUCCCCGUUCCCUCUCGCCGGGGUCGCCGACCCCUUUUUGUGCCUACGACCGCUGCAAACACCUCCAAGUGCCUUGCGGGGAAUUGAGCCGCCUGAGCAAAUGUUUAUGUCCCGGAGUCACCGGCCCAGACAUAACCCCGGGCGCUCCCCGUUUACGAGCGGUCCACGUCAGCGAUACCCGCGCGAGCUUGCACUGGUGCGCCCCCUCGUCCACGGUCCAUGUGUACCACCUCAAGUACUGCCGCCCCGGCGAGGAUUUUGUUUUGGGGCCGCCGCUAAACAGCACUGUCCGCGUCGCGGCGCUUUACGACCUUGUCCCUGGCACCGAAUAUCUCCUCUGUGUCGUGGCGGCCAACCGAGCUGGGUUCAGCCCGACGGACGACGGUGUUCGAGAACAUGGGCCGUGCCGCCAGGUUCGAACCCCGACUCACCAGAUGACCUAUGUCUAUAUAGCGGUGGGUUUGGGCUGUGUUCUAAUCCUGGGGGUGGUUUCUAUCCUGUUGUGGCAUUUCUACACCCGGAAAGCCAAACCCAUCCAGCACGGAUCCUUGGAUAAUAUCCUGGAUGGGGAGCUGAGUUCGGGACACGCCGGAGCAACCAACAGCUCGUUCCGGACGGAAGAACAACUGUGAUGGAGGCUUCCUAGUGCCAGUUCCUACUUGUGUCCCCUUUUGGACAAUGGCCGAGUAUCUUUUUACGGAGGGGACACUGAGGCACAAUCACUUUAGGCUGUUCCAGUGUGGAAGAUAGACAGACUCCCAUGAUGGACAGUCGGAGCGAAACUUCACUUUUCUGCCAGACAAUCGUUUUCAGAGUGAAUUGAUUCUCUUUACGGGACUGCAGGUGGUCCUCGACUUACGGACGUGUGUUGAGCGACUGUUCCGGGUUAAAACGGCGCUGUAGAAAGACGACUAACCAUCAAUUCUCAUACAGAACGACGCAAUACAGCUUCCCCAUGGUAACAUGAUCAAAAGUAUGUAUCUAUGAAGGCGGUGGAGCCCCCCAGGGUCACGCGAUCCCCAUUUGUGACGUCACCAGCAGGCUUCCGACAAGCAAAAUCAAUGGGGGAAGCUGAUUCGCUUAAUGACCGUGCGAUUCACUUGGCAACUGUGGCAAAAAAAAAACUUGUAAAAUUGUGCUGUCUUAUAGCAGCCCUGCUUAGCAAUGAACAUUCUGGUCCCAAUUGUCGUCAUAAGUCGAGGACUACUUGCAUUCUCUUUUCCUUCCUUCCUUCCU
This is a messenger RNA of Thamnophis elegans (Western terrestrial garter snake), 1867 nucleotides long. RefSeq names its product LRRN4 C-terminal like (gene LRRN4CL). Bases 376 to 1263 code for a protein of 295 amino acids. Lineage: Eukaryota; Metazoa; Chordata; Lepidosauria; Squamata; Natricidae. Gene Ontology annotation, molecular function: protein binding. The record is from RefSeq and is a predicted model, not a curated record. The transcript has 2 exons.